AUGAAUGAUUAUAGGAAUAUCCUGUUCUUCUUAUAUAAUUAUUUGAAGGGUUGUAACUCAACCCCCCCCCCCUUUUCCCCCACCCCCACUUGUUUAGUUGACUAUUGUGUAGACUUGUACGAUUUUGUACAAGUAUUUUGUGGGGAUCGUGAUAAUCCUGCAAGCUGUGUCCCAUCAUCGUGGUUGUGUGAUGGGUUUGCUGAUUGUAGCACUGGGUUUGAUGAAACACCAGCCACAUGUGGAAAUGUGAAUCCAUGCCAACCAAACCCUUGUCUGAAUGGGGGUGUAUGUCAUGGUUACUCUGCUCAACCAAAUGUUUCAGUAGCGUAUGCAGUUUGUGAAUGUGCGGUGUCCUAUUCUGGCCAGUGGUGUGAGACAAACUUGACCACUGCACAGCUUCCUCCAGUGGACGCGGCUGUGUGUACACCAAACCCUUGUGUGGCAGGAACUUGCACCCCAGUUCGUGGACCCAGCUACAUUUGCAAAUGCCUUCCAGGAUACAUAGGAAAUAAUUGCGAUGGUCUUGCAUCCGCAUGUGUGAGCCAGCCUUGUUUAAAUGGAGGGACUUGCACGAAUACCAGCAGUGGUUACAUUUGCUCCUGUGCUCCAGGAUGGGCUGGUGCUGUGUGUAAUGUAGUAGUUGAUGCUUGUAACGGCAUAGUCUGUAACAAUGGAGGCACCUGUGUUAAGAACGGGAAUACUGGAGUCUGCAUCUGCCCUCUGGGUUAUUCAAGUUCCAGAUGUGAAGUGAACAUUGAUGACUGCACCUCCCAACCAUGUUUGUAUGGUGGCACCUGUGUUGAUGGCAUCAGGAACUUCACUUGUUUGUGUGUGGCAAACAGAGUCGGACAAUUCUGUGAGCGACAAGAAAUGUGUAUAGAUAAUCCCUGUAAAAAUGAUGCAGUCUGCCUUCCUGCAACCAGCAGUGGUGUUCCUCCAUCUUGUGUCUGUCAGGAAGGUUACACAGGCCCGCUCUGUGAGACAAACAUAGACGACUGCAGUGGGAAUCCAUGUGGAAGUAAUGGAAGGUGCAUUGAUGGCAUCAGGUCCCAUACCUGUGAAUGCAAUCCUAAUUACACAGGCAGCAGCUGUGAGCUAUUGCUAGAUCCAUGUUCUUCAAACCCUUGCUUGAAUGGAGCUUACUGCUGCCGAAAGGGGAAAGUACAGUGCUCUUCUGAUUUGCCAGCUGGGUAUUAUGAAUGCUAUUGCAGUAAUGGUUUUACAGGAAACAACUGUGAGCUGCAUGUACCAGCUUGUUCAUCUUCUCCAUGCAAAAAUGGAGGACUCUGUUACACUUACAACAGAAGUUACAACUGCACAUGCCCUUUGAAUUUUAAUGGUCAGAACUGUGAACUCUCGAAUCCCUGUGGUAGCAGCCCUUGUCUGAAUGGUGGAGUCUGUACCAACUUGGCAACUGGAGGGUUUUCAUGUCUGUGUCUUCCCGGAUAUUUAGGAACACAGUGUGAGGUAGCCAGCUGUGUUACAACUGGUUGUCUAAAUGGUGGGUCUUGCAAGACUUUGAGCAACGGAACUAACUAUUGUGAAUGCAUGAAAGGUUAUAGAGGAUCUCGUUGUGAAUCAACCUUCCCAUGUGCCACACAGAUCUGUCUGAAUGGUGGAACAUGCUUGGAUAUAACUCCAUACAGUUUUCAUUGCAACUGUGCUAAUGACUUUGGUGGAACUUACUGUGAAACUGAAGAACCUUGUAAAGCCAAGCCAUGCAGGAAUGGAGGCAGAUGUGUCAACAAUGGGACUAGCUAUAGCUGCAGAUGUCCAACUGGCUAUAGCGGGGACACAUGCCUCAAUGGGGGUACGUGCACAGAGAAUAUCCCAACUUUCCAGUGCAAUUGUCCUGUAAGCUAUACAGGAUCUAGAUGUGAAACAUACCUUGCUUGUGCCAGCAACCCAUGUGUGAAUGGAGGUGUGUGUGUCAACAACGGGACUAGCUAUACCUGCAGAUGUCCAGCUGGCUAUAGCGGGAUCCACUGUGAAGCACUUUUGGCUUGUACUGCAGACUCGUGCCUCAAUGGCGGUACGUGCACAGAGAAUAUUCCAAGUUUUCAGUGUUCUUGUCCUGUAAGUUAUACAGGUUCUAGAUGUGAAACUUACCUUGCAUGUGCCAGCAACCCUUGCCGGCUGAACUCUGCUUGUAUCAACAAGAACAAUACUUUUGAUUGCAUUUGUGGACCAGGGACAACAGGAGCUAACUGUGAAACUAUCCUGCCCUGCAUCUCUGCUCCUUGCCAGAAUGGUGGUGAAUGUAACAAUGUUAAUAAUACAUAUGUCUGCCAGUGCCCUAGACAAUAUACUGGAGUUAACUGUGAGGUUUACCUUCCCUGUGCUAGUUCUCCAUGUUUAAAUGGAGGGAACUGUACCAACCAAGCAGCAGCUUAUGAAUGUCAUUGUCCUGAUCAAUUUUUAGGAAACAGAUGUGAAAUUUCUCUGCCUUGUCGCAGCCAGCCAUGUUUGAAUGGAGCAACUUGUGUCAACAAUGCAGGAUCAUUCUCCUGUGUCUGCCCAGAAAACUAUACAGGAAACCUUUGUGAAUAUUCUGCACACCCCUGUCAGAAUCUGCCUUGCCAAAACAGCGGUAGCUGUAUGGAAACUGGGCAGGGGUUUUCCUGCAUUUGUCCUGCCACUUUUGUGGGUCCCACGUGUGAGAUCCCUGUUCCGUGUAGCAGCUCACCUUGUCAUAACAAUGGCACCUGUUUCAACAAGCAGAAUGACUUCAUGUGUAUCUGCCUGACAAACUUCACCGGCUCAUCCUGUGACUCAAAGUUGCCCUGUGCCGACACACCAUGUGUCAAUGGAACAUGCAUCAAUGUCAAUGAAAGCUUCUUUACUUGUGAAUGUUAUAGCGGUUAUAGAGGGCAGCUGUGUGAUGAGAGAAUUCCAGACUCCACCUGCAGUCCUCAGACAUGCAUCAAUGGACAGUGUGAUGUUACCGGAGACAGUGUGAAUUAUUGCAGGUGUAACAAUGGUUUCUCAGGUCCUACAUGUGAAAUACUUGCAGAUUCCUGCAGUUCACAUCCGUGUCAAAAUGGAGGUAACUGUACCAAUAUCGGAUCCUCUUUUGUGUGUUCCUGUACUGAAGAGUUCACAGGAUCACUUUGUGAUGUCAGAUUACCUCCCUGCUACUUCCAGCCUUGCUUCAAUAAUGCUACAUGCUUGAACACUGACAGUAACUUCACCUGUGUAUGCCCUAAUGGGUUUAAAGGGAGCAGAUGUGAGUCAGUGAUACUGCCAUGUGACAGUUCGCCCUGCCUCAACUCUGGGAACUGCAGCAGCAAGGAUGGCCAGAACUUCUUGUGUGCAUGCCCACCAAUCUUCACCGGUCAGAUUUGUGAAACACCCGUCAAUGUGUGUGCUGUGAACCCUUGCCAGAAUUAUGGAGUUUGUCAACUGUCGACAGACCCCAGUGAUGCUUUCGGUUACAGCUGUAGAUGCAUUCCUCCAUUCACAGGGCGGACUUGUGAGUCUUUAGUCAUGACCUGUGACCCCUCUCCUUGCCAAGGAAGAGGAGCUUGUGCUAUAGACCAACUCGGAGCCUUUUGUCAAUGUCAGGAUACUUGUGAGCAGGCAGGAAAUGUGUGUCAGAAUGCGGGCACCUGUAUUGUGUCUGAACGUGGUAGUAUCGCUUGUAAGUGUGCGGAGGGUUAUACUGGCAACUUGUGUGAAGUGGUUGUGACUGCGGGCUGUGCUCCCAGUCCCUGUAAUGGUGGCGCUUGCAUUUUAGAUGUUUCUGGAAAUUCCCAUUGUGUGUGUCCACCAGGUUCAGCUGGACCAAAUU
Messenger RNA from Candidula unifasciata, 3790 nucleotides. NCBI's taxonomy places the organism in Eukaryota, Metazoa, Mollusca, Gastropoda, Stylommatophora, Geomitridae. The record is from the annotation of a GenBank genome assembly.